AUGCUGGUGCUGAUGCUGGUGCUGGUGCUGGUGCUGGUGCUGGUGCUGGUGCUGGUGCUGGUGCUGGUGCUGGUGCUGGUGCUGGUGCUGGUGCUGGUGCUGGUGCUGGUGCUGGUGCUGGUGCUGGUGCUGGUGCUGGUGCUGGUGCUGGUGCUGGUGCUGGUGCUGGUGCUGGUGCUGGUGCUGGUGCUGGUGCUGGUGCUGGUGCUGGUGCUGGUGCUGGUGCUGGUGCUGGUGCUGGUGCUGGUGCUGGUGCUGGUGCUGGUGCUGGUGCUGGUGCUGGUGCUGGUGCUGGUGCUGGUGCUGGUGCUGGUGCUGGUGCUGAAGUGGGAACCGGCUAGGUUGAGAAAAAUGCCACUGCCAGCGCUCGGCACUCUACUUACCAACACCAUGCAUCUCUGGCUCCGCAGUGAAGUCAAGGCCAACGAACACCGCACGGCCCUCACCCCCGAGGCCUGCAAGGAGCUUCUCGGCGAAGGCUACACCAUCACCGUUGAACGCUCGCCUGAAGCCAGCACCAAGCGCAUCUACGAGGACAGUGACUAUGAAGCUGUGGGCUGCCAACUGGCUGAGAGCCAGAGCUGGCCCUCGGCUCCAAAGGAUGCCAUCAUUGUGGGUCUGAAGGAGCUGCCCGAGGAUGGCUCGCCUCUUGAGCACACCCACCUCUACUUUGGUCACUGCUACAAGAACCAGGGAGGCUGGAAGGAUCUUCUCAAGCGCUUCCAUGCCGGCAAUGGCAGCCUUCUCGACAUGGAGUUUCUCACCAAUGACCAAGGCCGUCGCGUUGCCGCAUUUGGCUACAUGGCCGGAUUCGCCGGAUCCUUUUCCGCCUUGGACGUCUGGUGCCACCGCAAGCUCGAGGGUGACAAGCCCUACGGUGCCUUGUCGGCCUAUCCCAACGAGGAUGAGCUCCUCAAGUACAGCCGCGCACGAAUCGAGGCUGCCGCGGCUAAGAAUGAUGGCCGCCUUCCCCGUGUUCUCGUCAUUGGCGCGCUUGGUCGUUGCGGCAACGGUGCCUGUGACUUUGCCACUCGUGCCGGCAUUCCUGAAGCCAACGUGCUGCGGUGGGACAUGGCCGAGACCAAGGUCGGCGGUCCUUUCAACGAGCUGCUUGAUGUGGACAUUUUCGUCAACUGCAUCUACCUCUCACAGCCCAUCCCACCCUUUAUCACCGAGGCCAUGCUCGAGAAGGAGGAUCGCGCUCUCUCGGUGGUGUGCGACGUUUCUUGUGAUACCUCCAACCCCCACAACCCCAUCCCUUUUGCCAACAAGAGCACCACCUUUGACGAGCCCACUUAUCAAGUCAAGCCCAAGGUGGGCGGCCCUGUGGAUGUGAUCACCAUUGAUCACCUGCCCACGCUUUUGCCCAAGGAGUCCUCGGACCGCUACUGCCAUGAUCUGCUUCCCUCGAUUCGCGAGCUCAAGAACAUGGAUAGCAACCCAGUCUGGCAGCGCGCCAUCAAGCUGUUCGAGGAGAAGAAGGCACUGGCCCUCGCCUAA
Molecule: messenger RNA, 1500 nt
Organism: Monosiga brevicollis MX1
Lineage: Eukaryota; Choanoflagellata; Craspedida; Salpingoecidae
Exons: 10
Coding region: 1-1500 (499 amino acids)
Cellular component (GO): cytoplasm
Molecular function (GO): saccharopine dehydrogenase (NAD+, L-lysine-forming) activity
Source: RefSeq, a predicted model, not a curated record